Molecule: messenger RNA, 2694 nt
Organism: Tetranychus urticae (two-spotted spider mite)
Lineage: Eukaryota; Metazoa; Arthropoda; Arachnida; Trombidiformes; Tetranychidae
Gene: Orc3
Product: origin recognition complex subunit 3
Biological process (GO): DNA replication initiation; DNA replication
Cellular component (GO): nuclear origin of replication recognition complex; nuclear pre-replicative complex; DNA replication preinitiation complex
Molecular function (GO): DNA replication origin binding
Source: RefSeq, a predicted model, not a curated record
AGCUGACAUGUGAGAGUCAAUUUAUUUUUAAUUGUUGGUCUUGUUUUUAAAGUCAUUUUUUAAUUUUUAUAUGUUUUUUAAUAUACAAUUUUAACCAACAGUCUUUUAUGGGCUUCGUGAUUACUUCUGAUAUCAUUCCGUGUUCUAAUUUUGCAUUUUAAAACCUUUUUUCUUUGUUACUCUUUCCAGACAUCCGAGACUUACUACCUCUUCAAGAUGAACGAUGAAAGUUACACUGCCGCAUCAUCAGCUCAUUCCUACAAAGUGAUCAAACCAAAUAGAAGAAAAUCAAAAACAACCAACAAGAUAGACUGUGAUUUGAGUUAUGACGAUUCCUACCAUCAUUAUAUAUCUAAACUAAAUAAAACUUAUUCCAACAUUGAGAAGGAAGUCUUCGACCAGCUGUUGGGCGAGUUGAAAGAAUUUGUGAUAAGGCACAAAUCAGUCUACGAUAUUGCUAAGUCCUCUUCAUUUCGUUACACACCAUGUGCUGUUGUCUCGAUGUCUGCAAAUAUCAAUAAUCUAUCGAGCUUCUCUGAUCUUCUAAUCGAUCAGAUUGAAGAGAUUACAAGUUUACAAUUGGUUGUUACAUCUGACGAUGUGAGAAGUAUUCCUGAUUUUGUGAAACUUGUUCAAGAUUGCAUUCUAGAUUAUCUUGGAAUAGAUAGAGUUGAAUUUCCUUACAGUUUCUACAGUGUGACUGCCAAAUUUUUCAAUGAAAAAAUACACCCAAAACUUCCUAUGGUUGUGAUAUUUAAAGAUUUCGAUUGCAUCAGCCAAACUUUGUUAAGUGACCUUUUUAUGCUGAUGCACGAGAACCUUGAGAAAAUGCCCGUUAUAUUGAUUUGCUGUCAAUCUUCAGAUAUCGUUGCACUCAACAUGCGCUUACCAUCUAAAGCUACUAAUAAUUUAAAGGUUGAGAAUUUCUCCUGUCGACCUACUAAGGACUUCUUUUAUCUAUUGCUCGAUGAUAUAAGUUUCAGUACUGAGACUUCAUUCAAGCUGGGACCAAAAGUUUUAAAGCAUCUUAUUAACGUUUACAAAUUAUGGGACACAUCACUCAGCGGUGCUUUUCGCCGUGUAAAACUUUGUGUUUUUGAACAUUUUUACAACAAAAAAUACGCAAAAUUAUGCUGUGCUCCUGAUGAAAUUGACUCUACAGUGUCCACCUUGACUGAUGACGAGUUGAACUCUAUUCGAGAUUUAGAUUCCAUACAAAGACGCAAUUUUCCAAAGGAAAGUAAAAUAGCUAAAUCUCAGCUAAAAAAAGAGUUGAGAAAUUUUCUGGACCAUUUAGAAGAUAUUUACUCAGAAUUAAAGUUUUAUCAUCUACUCAAAGAGUCGCUGUUUUAUUGGAAAAAAUUAACAUUCAUUGAAGAUACUUGGAUUCCAUUUCUCGACUCUGAAAAGCUGUCUGAUGGAAAUGAUUUCCAUGCUAUAUGUGAUAGAUUCUGUGGACUGGAUAGUGAGGCUAUAAUUUCAUUGAUGGAUAAUCUAUCGAGACAUAUAGAUAGUGUUGAAUCAACUGUAUUUGCGAGUCUGAAAAAACAUUACAAAGAUUUUGAAACCAAAACACAAGAUGACCAACAGGAUAAUCACGAAAAUGAGAUCAAUCCUAACGGUUUUCGUUCUCGCCUAAGAUCUCAGAAUGGGAUUGUUAGCAGUCCUUAUGACAAAAAAAUUUCGCGCACGCAAUUGAGAAGUUAUAUUGCUUCGCAACAAAAACCAAAAGUUGUUAGAAAAUUUCAAAAAUGGAAAGACGAAUUUCUCGAUUUAUUGAGAGAAGAAAUCGAUAAAAUAUCAAACCCUCUUCAUUUGCCAUACAAUGAAAUAUUUUUCUUCAAUGACAUUGGACAAUUUGAACAAUUAAGCAUGCCAACAACAAGACAUGAUACUCUCUUCGCCUUGGAAAAUCCAGAGAAAGUAUUUAUUUGUAAAUGCUGCCAAUCUUUAAACCGUUUAUCUCCAGAUAUAUCAAUUAUUUAUUCAAUUUACUGUGAUCUAUAUCGUGUUGCCAACCUUAAAAAGUGCUAUGAUACUUUCAAAGAAUUUGUUUCUCAACAUGAAACGAGAGUUUCACCAAGAAAAAGAGCGAAAAAAGAUGCAACCAAAUGUGAUGAAAAAGGAUUACUUGCAAGAUUUAUCUCGGCGAUUGGUGAUUUGGAAUAUCUUGGCCUUAUCAGAGCUCAUCCAAGAAAAGUAGAUCACAUUGAACGAUUAGUUUGGCCAUUAAAUGAUCAUACAAGAAAAGAUCACGACUCAGAUGAACAAAUAUCUAAAGUUCUCAAAGAUAUAAAACUCUGAAAUAAUCCCCCUUGACUCUGGAUAAUCUCCAUAUGUUUUAAAUUUUAUAACAGUGACGCUUACUGCUUAUUUUAACAACUUUAAUUUCAUGUUAAAAACGACUCACCUUCCAACUUGGAAAUUUUUCAAUAAAGAUUUCAAUUUUAAGGAAAAAAAAUGUUAUUAAGCAAAAUUUUACAUUCAUUUCAAUCAAAUUAUAAAAUACAUUUACUGAGCCAGUAAUACUCAAAUGUAUUUCAAGUUAUUAAAUUGUUGUUAGACAAAUCAUGAUCAUGAAAUUGUAAAAAUUUAGAUGAAAUAAGACUGUGUUGGCAGCUAAUGAUGGGUCUAUUCCGAUUGAUGGUCAUUUCAUCAAUUAUGAAAUCAAAUGGUUCAAUUCAUGGGUUAAAA